Molecule: messenger RNA, 1566 nt
Organism: Paramecium tetraurelia
Lineage: Eukaryota; Ciliophora; Oligohymenophorea; Peniculida; Parameciidae
Exons: 3
Source: RefSeq, a predicted model, not a curated record
AUGUAAAAUAAUACAGUCUCGAAUUCCCUUUACUAUACAAAGCACACUCAUUUCAAAUAAAACAUUUAUCGUGGAUAUUUUGUUUUUAAAAAUGCUAAUUUUAGCAUUUUAGAAACUAGAAACAAAUUAAGAUAUGAUAGCAAGUAAUCUGAACCUGAAGAGUCAGUCUUCGUUUCAAGUUCAGUCCAAUAGAUGCCAAGUUAGAGAAGAAUAACAUAUGAUAACACAAAUAUCGAGGACUCAUAAAUAUAGCAAGUGGAUAAAAAGGAAAUUAAUAAGAAAUAUAUGACUAAUCUUAGGCUUAUGCAAAAGGAAUAGCAGAUCUUGCCACAAUUGUCAUCGACCUAAUAAGUAGUUAGGAUGAAAAUGCAAAGUCGGCAGUUGAAAGCCAAGCCUGUUAUCAAGAAACAAAAGAGUUUAGAACAUGUAAUCCAAUUACGUUAUUUAAAUAAAUAAUAUGAGGAAUUACAAAAGGGUAUUAUGAUCAAAUGCCUCUUUCUUAAUAUCAAUAAUAGAGAGGAAUAUUUGGAUAAAGUUAUUGUUUUGAAUUUUGAAAAUUUAUUAUUGCAAUCAAAAAGGAACUUUUGGGAUCAUAAAACUGAUUUGAAAAUCUGCCAUUCAUUUUCAAUAGGUAGAGUAAUUGAACAAUGCGAUAGUCCUUAUUGUCCAUGUACGCUAAGAAGUGAUCUCAAAAACACUCUAAGAAUUCUUUCCAAAGCUUAUCUAAUAGUUCUCCUAUUUACAAGUUAGACAUUUGCUUUAAUGUGGUAAAAAUAUUUAUCCGAUAAUGGAUACAACUUUGAUGCAAUCUAUCUAUCGAAAUCUUAAUCUCAAUAAAUAGAAUGUGGAGGUAUUAAACUAAAUAGAUUCCUAAGAGAUUUUAGUAAAUUCAAAAUAGCCAAAAUUCUCAUGUUUGAUUCAAUAGAAAUUUCUAAUACUUUUCCUAAGAUACCCGCUGAUCAAUUUUAAUACCGACUGCCUAUACAUGGAACCGAUGUCGAAACCAUAUUGUUCAUAUUUUAGUAAAUAUAGAACCCAAAACAAUUUGACUCUAAAGUUAUUUUUGAUAUUUGCACAUCCUUCUACAAUGAUUAAAAUGUGAUUAUUAGUAGAAAACCUAUUACAAUUUUAUCAAUAGACCUUACCUAUGCCCAUAAUUAUUUUAUGUAAAAGGAAGAGUCAUAUCAGGAUAAAUUAUAAAUUUUAACUAAACUAUCCACAGUAUAAGAGGAAUUCAAUAAAAAUAUCAUUCAAUUUGAUUCCAGUUUACUCUAAGAACAAGAGGAUUAAGUAUAUAAAUGGGUUGAUACUACUCGUAAUAGAGUUUUAGAUUAAAUUAACUCAAAAUUUUAAGAGAAAAUACCAUUAUUACACUUUACAGUAGGAGAUUUUAUCGUUAGAAAUCAUAAAUUCAAAAAAUUAUACUUUAAUUAUCCUCAAUCACAAUUAAUUCAAAAAGAGUUCUAAUUAAAUAAAAAGAUAAUCAAAAUAGACACAGAAACUGCAGGGUAUCAAAAUAAAUAAAAAAAUUAAUAAUCAAUUAAUUGCUUCCUUUGUAUAGAAUGA